This is a messenger RNA of Cydia strobilella, 970 nucleotides long. RefSeq names its product sn-1-specific diacylglycerol lipase ABHD11-like. The record is from RefSeq and is a predicted model, not a curated record. The coding region runs from base 75 to 968 and encodes 297 amino acids. Lineage: Eukaryota; Metazoa; Arthropoda; Insecta; Lepidoptera; Tortricidae. Gene Ontology annotation, molecular function: carboxylic ester hydrolase activity. Gene Ontology annotation, cellular component: mitochondrion. The transcript is spliced from 4 exons.
UCAUAUGUGUACCUAAAAUUUGUUUGUUUGCUGAAAUGAAAUGAUUCAAAAUAUUUCGUUUGACCGGAAAUGGCAUGAAGGUUUUACAAUUACUGCGGCACUGUUUCCUCAUCUUACACACUCCGAUUAGUAUCCAAACCCGGUCAGCUGUUGAUUUGGCUUACAAUGUGUACGGAAAAAACGAGAGUGGCGGCUCACCCGUGGUUGUCCUCCAUGGAUUAUUGGGCUCCAAGAGGAACUGGGCGAGCAUGAGCCAAAAGAUCUCAACAACGUGCCGCCGAAUGGUCGUCGCUGCCGAUAUUCGCAACCAUGGAGAAAGUCCUCACGACAGUUCGCAUACCUACCAUGAGCUGGCCGCCGAUGUGGCCAAGCUAAUUGAUACCUUGGGUCUGAAGCAAGCUACCGUGAUAGGUCAUAGCAUGGGCGGUAGAACUAGCAUGGCUUUAGCGCUUACACAGCCAAUGAAAGUCCACAGUCUGAUCGUAGUCGACAUCUCACCAGUCUCCACGGCUGGCGUCCUGAAUGACUUCUUUCCAGUACUAAUAGACAACAUGAAAGCCAUCGAUUUCCAAGGACAGGCAUCUGUAACCGACGCUAGAGCUUUUGCUAAAGAUAAAUUACUGGCCACCGGCUUGUUCGGGGGAGGAAGUAUCCAUUUCAUUCUAAUGAAUAUCGGUAAGCGAGGCGACAACAUUGGCUGGAUGUGCAACUUGGAGGCUCUGAAAAAGCAUUUUAUGGACAUCGCGACUUUCCCGGACGAUUUGAAGAACUUGCAGUAUAAAGGCCCGGUCCUGUUUAUUGGGGGUACAAAAUCGAACUACUUGCCGACAGAUGAUUUAAAAGGAAUCCAACAAACUUUUCCGAAUGCCGAACUCAAGUAUGUACAGGGUGUCGGUCAUAACGUUCACGCCGAAGAUCCAACCGCCUUCUUUAAUUACGUCAAUGAAUUCCUUACAAAACAUAAGUAAAA